Nomascus leucogenys (northern white-cheeked gibbon) is the source of this 870-nucleotide messenger RNA. RefSeq names its product basic proline-rich protein-like. NCBI's taxonomy places the organism in Eukaryota, Metazoa, Chordata, Mammalia, Primates, Hylobatidae. Bases 1 to 753 code for a protein of 250 amino acids. The record is from RefSeq and is a predicted model, not a curated record. The transcript has 3 exons.
AUGGCACCUCCUGCUUCCCGGGGGGCGGAAGGAGCGCCAGCGCCUAAGACGGGACGUCCCGGGUUUGCAGUGACGGCGGAGUCACCCAUCCCAGCAGCCUCACCUUCUUGGAGCGCUGGUCCCUCCCCUUGGACUGAAACCCCAGGGGCCGCCGCACCGGGUGGGCGGGACCGACUACUCCCGGAUCCGUGGCUGGAGCUGCGUGCCAGGCGGGGCCGUGCGGAGCAGCUGAGCGCAGAGCGGAGCACCAGGCACCUAGCGGGCCGGACUCCGGGCGGCACCCGAGCGGGCCGGGCAGCAGUGGGCGCUCGCGGUCCUCCUCUGCCCAACGCGCUCUCCCUCCGGGCCCGGCCUCCUCCGUCCCCUCCUUUUGCUCCUGCUCCUCCUCCCGCUCCUCCCCUCCUUGGGAUUGAGCACCAAAACGCCCGCCUGCAAGGUCCUCUGCUCGCUGGCAGCCAGGAGUCGCCGCCACGACCGCCGGGUCUCAGUGGGUGCCUGCGCCUUCUCCCCGCCCGCCUGCCCCGGGCCAUCCAGAAACUUGCUCCACCCGCCGAGGGAGCUCGGCAGUGCUGCCCAUGGCCCAGCCCAGGAGCCUAUUUAGGGCGCCGGACGGGCUGGACGGAGGCGCGGCUCAGCUCUGGAGGCUGGAAGUUCAAGAUCAAGGUGUCAGCAGAAGUGGUUCUUCAUGAAACCCCAUUCCUUGCUUGCAGAGAGCCACGUUUUGGCUGUGCCUUCACAUGGUGGAGAGAAUGAGAGAGAGAGACAGAGUGAGCUCUGUUUUAUCUUCCUCUUUUUAUAAGGACACCAAUCGUGUCAGAAUGGAGCCCCACCCUUACAACCUGAUGGAAACCUAAUCAUCUAAAGCCCCCA